AUGCCUGGCUGGCCUUGGUCCAAACGCCCGAAAGUCUCCCGGGUUGGGCCAACAAACGGUGGCCACGCUGGAUCCGAAUACCAACACAAUGUCAGGACUAGCGUAGGAUUGCAGAGCCCCCCGUCAGUCCCUCUAUUUCCGGAUGGGGUUGAAGUGUUAUAUGAGUGCCCCGAAGCAGUUUUUGAUAUUUGCUUUAUCCAUGGUUUGACCGGAGAUCGGCGAACUACUUGGACUGCUCCCAAAAGUACGUGGACUGCAAAUACACAACCAGAGCCGUGGCCACAAGAAUUCCUCCCUGGCGAUAUCACCACUCGAGCUCGUAUAUUGACUUAUGGCUACGAUGCCUAUGUUUUGCGAUCAUCCGUCGCAUCAUCGAAUUGGCUGGGGGACCAUGCCACAAAUCUUUUGAAUAACUUGACAACAGAUAGAGCCUCUUGCAACGCAUCAUCGAGACCUUUGAUUUUCGUCGCACAUAGCCUAGGCGGCCUUGUCUGCAAGAAGGCCAUAAUGCUCUCUCGAAUUCACCCAGAUACCCAUCUCCGAGAACUGUUUACUUCUACAAAGGGCAUCAUAUUUAUGGGAACGCCUCAUAAGGGCUCGUGGCUAGCUGAUUGGUCCAAACUUAGCGUUGAGGCUUUGGGGAGUGUGAAGUCUACCAAUACGGGAUUGAUGAAGGUGCUAGAGACUAAGGAUCAAUUGCUAGAGUCCAUCCAGCUUGAGUUUAUGGGAAUGUUGCGUGAAUACAGGAACAUCAAAGUGACAUGUUUUUACGAGGAGUUGGCUACGACCGGGGUGGGAAAAGUGGUAUCCAAGCAAUCGGCGAUUCUAGAUGGGUAUAUCUCCAUCAGUAUCCAUGCCAAUCAUAGUGGUAUGGUGAAAUUUGCCUCCAAGGAAGAUAAUGGAUACAAAAGUUUGCUCGGUGAACUUCAGAGAUGGAUGAGUGAAAAUAGCGCCGAUCCGGGUCAGUCAGCUACUGGAACAGAUGAAAACAGAGAUUCGACAAUGGAAAGCUCGUCGUCUGAGUUUCACAACCACGGAAGCGGUACUAUAAUCACGAACAAUGGUUCGGGUAUUCAAUAUAACAACUCUGGCAGUGGUAAUAUGUUUAACGGUCCCAUCCACAGCUUACAACUUUCUUCACCACAACCCCGUUAA
Penicillium robsamsonii is the source of this 1155-nucleotide messenger RNA. RefSeq lists its product as uncharacterized. The transcript has 2 exons. Lineage: Eukaryota; Fungi; Ascomycota; Eurotiomycetes; Eurotiales; Aspergillaceae. Bases 1 to 1155 code for a protein of 384 amino acids. The record is from RefSeq and is a predicted model, not a curated record.